AUGUCCAAGAAAUCACCACCCUCAUCGGGCGAAGCAGCUCCAAUCAUUUUGUAUUCUGAUCAAUUCGUUCAUGUCAUUAACAAUGAAACCGGAAGUAUUGAAUUGGUGGAAGGACCUACUCGAUUCUUUCUUCCUGCCAACAAGAGCAUUGAUAAGACUGGUGUUCAAACCAAGAUCAUUGUGAGAGAACGACAAUAUGCCAUCAUUCUCAAUCCCUUCAAUACCACCACUCACACGACUCAAUACGGACAAAAGGACAUUCGAAUCGGUCCAACCACCUUCUCUUUAUUUCCUGGAGAAGUCUUGAUGGACGGAGUCGUGAAAGAUGCUGAUAUUCUCAAUAAGAAUGAAUUUAUUUUCCUUCAAGCCUUGAAGGAUCAUGAGAUUGAAGUGCCCUCAAGCAACGAUCUCAAUAAGAUGAUCCGAAAGACCUUUAAGGCUGGUGAGAUGCGUCGUUUGAUCGGACCUGCUAUCUAUUAUGCCAAUACCAAUGAAGAGAGAGUGGGUGGAGUUCAGACAGCCAUCAACAUUGGAGAGAAUGAAGCCAUUUACGUUCGAAAUACCUUGACCUCUGAAUUGAAGACAGUUAAGGGCCCACUCUCCUACUACUUGGAUGUGAAUGAAGAAUUGUAUUACAAAAAGCUCACCAACAAGGAAUAUGAUGCAUUGGAGUUGUCCUAUUCUCCUUCCUACAAUGCCUAUCACAUUCAAAUUCAAAAGAAUGAAGUGGUCUGUAUCAUUGACUACAAGGCAGGUGUUGAACGGUUUUAUGAAGGUCCCAAAUCCAUGAUUCUUGACUGCUCGGAAGGACUGAGAACAUUGUCCAUUUCAGGUGGAUGUCCCAAGGUUGAAAAUGCAUGCACCAUUGCAUUGGUCAAUAAGGGACCUGAUUUCAUGACAGAUCGAUUCCAAGUACGAACCAAGGACAAUGCCGUGUUGGAUAUGGAAUUGACCUACAAAUGGCAGUUCAUAACAUCCGAAAAACCAUCCAAUGAGGAAUAUGAAAAACUAUUUUCGGGAGACUUUGUUGGCUAUUCCUGUCAAUCAUUGAGAUCAAGAAUUAGAGAGCUUGCAUCGAGUCAUGAUUUCGAGUCCUUCCACAAAGGUGCUUCAGAUAUUUUACGUAAAAACUUGUUCAAGGACUAUGACCUCAAGUUUGAUGAUGGUACAAGCGCCAAUAUUCAUGGUAGACUGUUCAGAGAAUUUUCAUUCCUUGUGUAUGCUGUGGAUGUGAAAGAAUUGAGACCAGUCGAUCCAGAAAUUGCUCAGCUUCUGGACAAUAGUAUCAAGAGCUCCAUGAACAUUAUGUGUUCCAAACUACAAGAGAAUGCCAAAACAUUGGCUGAGAAGGAGCAGAUCCAAUCAGAAAUUGAGUUUGCCAAGUUGAGGAAGGACCUUAUUCAGAUCAAGAAUAGUAACACCUUGAAGGAAAAGACAGAACAGGCAAAAAUUGAGGGCAAGGCUCAAAUCGAGAGAGAGAAGUCAGAGCAUGACAGUGUUGCAUUGCUGAAGAAGGCCAAAUAUGAAUUGGAACUUUCUCAAAUCAAACAAACCAUGGCAUUGCUUGAAAGAGAAAAGGGAGAUUUGUACAUUGAAUAUGUGAAACUAAUUGGUGCUACAAAGAAUGUGAAAAGAGCUACUAUCCUUCCACAGAGUGCUCAACUCAAGUUGAACGUGACACAGUAUUAA
Molecule: messenger RNA, 1689 nt
Organism: Naegleria fowleri
Lineage: Eukaryota; Heterolobosea; Eutetramitea; Acrasida; Naegleriidae
Exons: 2
Coding region: 1-1689 (562 amino acids)
Cellular component (GO): cytoplasm; nucleus
Source: RefSeq, a predicted model, not a curated record